AUGCCGCCCACACUCGAAAAGAUCAAUACCAAUCCUCCCCCAUCUGCGAGCAAAUCUAAGACCACUAUGACUCCCGUCACCCACAAGCACUUGUCCGACGAAGAGAUCCAGGCGUACAAGGAUGUCUUUGCCCUGUUUGACAAGGAUUCAAGUGGCACCAUCACGGCGCAAGAACUCGGUGAAAUUAUGAAGUCUCUUGGCCAGAACCCGUCCGAUUCAGAGUUGCAGGAUAUGAUUAAUGAGGUUGACGUCGAUCGUUCCGGCAGCAUAGACUUUGACGAAUUCCUCCAAAUGAUGUCCACAACUGUCAAGGCGCAAGACUUUGCUCAUGAGACCCGUGCCGCAUUCAACGUCUUCGACAAGGAUGGGUCUGGUACCAUCUCUGCCGACGAGCUGCGUCAGGUGAUGAAAUCUCUUGGAGAAAAUCUGACGGAUAAUGAGAUCGACGAGAUGAUUCGCGAGGCGGAUAAGGACAACAAUGGAACGAUAGACUACGAGGAGUUCGUGCAGCUCCUAUCCCCCAAACCAUAA
This is a messenger RNA of Fonsecaea erecta, 531 nucleotides long. RefSeq lists its product as hypothetical. The transcript is spliced from 7 exons. Lineage: Eukaryota; Fungi; Ascomycota; Eurotiomycetes; Chaetothyriales; Herpotrichiellaceae. The record is from RefSeq and is a predicted model, not a curated record. The coding region runs from base 1 to 531 and encodes 176 amino acids. Gene Ontology annotation, molecular function: calcium ion binding; enzyme regulator activity.